Molecule: messenger RNA, 31261 nt
Organism: Pelobates cultripes (western spadefoot toad)
Lineage: Eukaryota; Metazoa; Chordata; Amphibia; Anura; Pelobatidae
Source: the annotation of a GenBank genome assembly
AUGGUGACGGGCUCCUGGGCUGGGUUCUGUCUUGUUACCGCGCUGUCCUUCAUUUCCCGCUUCUAUGGUCUGUCACAGCCGCCACAUGUGUGGUAAGAGCUCUCCUGGGGCUCCUGGGAGAAAGCAGCCCGGGCUGGGGGCCUGUGUGGGGGACCAGUGUGGGGGCCUGAGGGACCAGUGUGGGGACCAGUGUGGGGACCAGUGUGGGGACCAGUGUGGGGCCUGUGUGGGGGCCUGAGGGACCAGUGUGGGGGCCUGAGGGACCAGUGUGGGGACCUGUGGGGACCUGUGUGGGACCUGUGUGGGGACCUGUGUGGGGACCAGUGUGUGGGGACCAGUGUGGGGACCAGUGUGGGGACCAGUGUGGGGACCAGUGGGGACCUGUGUGGGGACCAGUGUGGGGGACCUGUGUGGGGCCUGAGGGACCAGUGUGGGGGCCUGAGGGACCAGUGUGGGGGCCCAGGACCUGUGUGGGGACCAGUGUGGGGACCAGUGUGGGGACCAGUGGGGACCAGUGUGGGGACCAGUGUGGGACCUGUGUGGGACCUGUGGGGCCUGAGGGACCAGUGUGGGGACCUGUGUGGGGCCAGUGUGGGGCCAGUGUGGGGCCUGAGGGACCUGUGUGGGGACCAGUGUGGGGCCUGAGGGACCAGUGUGGGGCCUGAGGGACCAGUGUGGGGGCCAGUGUGGGGACCUGAGGGACCAGUGUGGGGGCCUGCGUGGGGGCCAGCGUGGGGACCUGAGGGACCAGCGUGGGGACCUGAGGGACCAGUGUGGGGGCCAACGUGGGGUCCUGAGGAACCAGUGUGGGGGCCAACGUGGGGACCUGAGGAACCUGAGUGGGGACCUGAGUGGGGACCAGUGUGGGGGCCUGUGUAGGGACCAGUGUGGGGACCUGAGGGUCCUGUGUGGGGACCAGUGUAUCUUUGGAGUCUUUUUAUUUUUUGUAAUGACACUUGAUAUGUGGAAGCAGGGGACGGAACUGAUAGGAGUUAUACCCACCUGAAGGUCUCCUUCACAGAUACUGCCAUGUUCUGGGUUCAGGAGCUCACCUUACUGCUCUACCGUUCUGCUUGCAUGAGCGUAACCACUGAUAUUUAUUAAGGUUCCCACAAGCCGGACAAGGGAAGACGCUUGAUUCCUACAACUGUUAUUAGCAACGUUUUACAAAAAUAGAUGCUGGAAGCUCCACUUGUUUUUUGUUUUGUCAGCCUCACUGCAGAUUUUAUUAAAGACCCGGUGGCUCCUAUUAUGCAUAUCUCUUUCUUUAUUACUCUCAGCAGCAAAGAACAGAGAUGAAUAAAUAACUGAAAUGAACAAAAAAAAAUACAGUGCUCAAGCAACCAAUAACAUAACACAGGAAGUGACUAUAACAUACUUGAUGCACCCACAAUCCCCCUCUUUCUUUGCUGCUCUCAGACCAGUUAAGUACAUACUUUUCAUGCUCUGUGUUUAGCAGUACUUUAUGACAUUUGUGAUUACUUUUAUUUCAAUUGCUUGCUCCUUUUAUAGCUUCUCUGGCUUAUUAGGAGCCUUGCUACUGGCAUUUGUAUUUAUUCCCUGUGGUGUGCUCCUCUGGCUCCCCCUUUUCACCGCACUCGGCGUUACCGCCGUCCAUCCUACCCCUCCUCCCCCCGUUCCUGAACGGGUACACUCUGGUGAGCCUCCGCUUAGCUCGGCUGCAGCUCCCAAGCGUGUGAAGGUCGGGCCGCACAGCUCUUGCGCGCGCGUGCUCCAUCCCCCAGCGGUUUCCUGGCCGUCUCACCUCCCUGCACGUGUGGCGGCCAUUUUACAUCCUCCCAGCCUCGUUUCUCGGCUGGGACGACGUCCAGACCCUUACUUGUUCUCCCUUCCCUGGACACACCACUCCAUAGGUGUAUAUAUUAGUAUCUUAAUUCGGUUUUAUUCAUGCUUAUGAGCUAUAUAUAUGUUAUGAAUAGUUCUAUGUGUAUUUGUAUCACUUGUACUUUUUUUCUACCAUCUACUGCACUGUUCCUUGUGGGUUAUUAAACCCUAUUUUCCUUUUCUGCUGUAUACUUCUCUUUACAUUUUAUUACAGAUAGAUUGUCUUACUGCCCAUAUUUUUUCUUCAGUAACUGCAACCAUGCAGGAUAAGCAUGAUGGGCCUGAGGGCCACAUUGAUGAGUUUUCUCAGGGAGCCCCUGAGGGGCAAAUUGUAGCUGAGGAGUUCCAAGCCCUGCUGGACUCCAGCAUGGCGUCUUCUCUACAGAGAGCACUUGCCUCCGCUAUGGGGGCAAUGUCCUCCUCAUUUUUCACAAACUCUGGUGCAAUCCCUCUUAUUGCCCCAGGUGGCUACCCCUACCCUACAGGGAGCGGGUCCUUCCUCUACCCCCACCUCGCUUGAACCCCGUAAGGCCACGCGAAGAUCAAGCACCUCUCCUCCCACUCGAUGUCGCAGGUUAUACCUGCCUAGACGGACUCGCCUCAGGUGGUCACAGAUGGCGCGCUACCACCACGCAAAAGAGCCCCUGGUCGGGCAAAAACAACCAGAUUAUGGAAACGGGCUAGAUCCCGUGUUGAAAGGUCAAAGAGCGACAGGAGUGAGGAGGAUGAAUCCGAGGAGAGGGAAUAUGCCUUUUACAAUGAGGCCGGCUCGGAGGCGGGAGCUCCCCCUGUCGUACCGUCCCGUACUGGGGGCGCUAUUUCUGCCCAGGGUGUUGCUCCCCAGGGAGUGAGCGGUGGCUCAACGCUUCUGGAUCCGCAGGGCAACCCCUUGUUUGAUUCAAAUGUCAUCCUCGCUCAGCUGAGUGGGAACCCCCGGAGCAUAUUGCCCGUUAUAUUGUGCACAGAAUGCGCAUGCCACUUUCCAAGGAGGGACGCAGUAAACUGCGGGCUGAAUGCCCUAGACCCUCAGUGCCAGGAUCGGCGUGCAAGACACCCGAAGUCAAUCGGCAAAUCACACAAUUUCUCAAUAAAUCGGUCUGGAAACCGAAAAAAGGCCUAGAUUUUUCUCUGAGGAGCUGUCAGAACAAAAUAAUGGACACUCUUGGUCCACUGUCAAAGGCCUAUGAAAUGCUAGACUCCGCCAAUUCGGGCGAUUUAGACCUUGACCUAGAUGUGGUAAUUGGCUGGGUGCAACGUGCCAUUUGUCUGCUCGGCAAUGCCAAUAUGGCCGUGUCUGCCGAACGCAGGAAAGCUAUCCUGUUCAAAAUUGAUCCGAAACUGGCUACCAUGGCUGAACCAGGUCCCUCGGCCGACAAUUUUGUCAAAGACUUAGGGUCAUAUGUGAAGACUUUCACUGCCAUUGACAAAGCCCAAGCCAAUCUGAAGAGUGUGUUUUCCCCUAGAGUUUUUGGAGGGGCUGGGCGCAACAGGAGCCGUCCACCCGGCCGCGGUUUCAGGGGUUUGUUUUGAGCCCAGAGAGGCUGCUUCUUCCCCUCAAGAACUUCCCAGGAGCCCAGAACAGCUCCUUUCUUCCCAUCCAGAGGGAGGUCCUGGAACCCCCGCUAUCCGAGAGGUGCAACUUCGGGCAGACGCCCUUAUGGUGAGUACCCCUUUUUUCCCUUAUAUUCAAGAGCGGGUGGCGGGCAGGUUAGCACAGUUUUAAGAGGCGUGGGCUGCACUGACGACAGAUGCUUGGAUUCUCCAAACGGUAAAGGGUUACCAUAUAGACUUUGUGUCCAUGCCUGUCCAGUUUUCUAUCCCCAGGGAACUGUCUCUCGCUCGAGACCAGGAAGAACUGAUCUCCUCGGAGAUCCUGGAACUUUUCACCAAAGGUGCGAUCCAAGAGGUCCCGUUCACUCACUCAGGGUUUACGAGCAACCUCUUUUUGGUCCCGAAGAAAGGAGGAGGUGUGUGUCCAGUCAUCAACCUUCGCCCCCUCAGUAUCGACACUUCCAGAUGAAAGGCAUCCAUUGUCUUUGGGACCUCCUACAAGAGUCCGACUGGCUGGCCAAACUGGAUCUGAAAGACGCCUAUUUUACGGUUCCCAUAACCGAGGAACACAGAGAUUUUCUCCAGUUCACUUGGAGAGGAAGACGGUGGAAAUGUACAUUUUUGCCGUUCGGGCUCUCCUCGUCCCCUUGGUGUUUCACCAAGGUCAUGAAGCCGGUGGUGUCCUUCCUCCGAAGCCGUGGAGUACGUCUUAUCUAUUUGGACGACAUCCUGCUGAUGGCUCAAUCAAGAGAUCAAUUGAACCUACAUGUCACAUGGACAACGUCUUUACUCCAGAACCUGGGUUUCCUAAUCAGUUGGGAAAAGUCGGUGUUGAACCCCACUCAGUCAAUAGAAUUCCUGGGGUUUACACUAGAUUCCCUCAGACAGUUCCUGUUUCUUCCAGAGGCCAUCAAGAAAGAAAUCUAGCAAACGUUACGCGCAGAUGAUCUCUCUCUCCGCCAUCUGGCAAGAGUGAUCGGCCUUCUGGUCGCCUCGAUCCAGGCAAUAUUUCCUGGACCACUCCAUUAUUGGGCCCUACAGCGACUGAAGGGCUCUCACCUGCGUGCAGGCCAAUCUUACGAAAUGAGAGUGAGUCUGGAUGAAGAGUCCAGAGAUGAGCUGACCUGGUAGCUGGCUCACAUGGAUGACUGGAACGGAAGAGUCAUAUUCGGAUCCAUCCCAGACGUAAUGAUAGAAUCAGAUGCCAGCUUGCACGGCUGGGGUGCACGUUGUGGCACCGCGUCCACUGGGGGACGAUGGUUGGACCAAGAGCAGACACUCCAUAUCAACUGCCUGGAACUACUGGCAGGAGCAUUCGCAGUUCGCAGCCUGACACCCGAACGUGCGAAUUGUUGCUUGAUGUUCAGGAUGGACAACGUGUCGGCGGUGUGUUACAUCAACCGCUUAGGAGGCACGAAAUUGCGCAUGUUAGCUCUCAUGGCGAAAGACUUCUGGCAGUUCUGCCUUCAUAAAAACAUUUCUGUACAAGCAGAACAAUUUGACGGCCUAGACAAUUUGAUGGCCGAUUGGAAUUCACGCUACUUAAGAGACUCUGGAGACUGGCACUUACAUGCUGCGGCGUUCAAGGGAUUGGAUCGGGUAUGGGGCCCAUUCCAGAUGGACCUCUUCGCAUCCCCUCUCAACACACAGGUGCCCAAAUUCUUCAGUUGGAGGCCAGACCCACAGCAGUGGCGACAGCUGCAUUCCUUCAAGAGUGGCCGAAUGCUCGAUUAUACGCUUUUCCACUGCUCAAUCUGAUAGCUUGCACGCUUUUGAAACUGACUCGACACGGCUGCUCAAUGGUGUUGAUCGCACCUCUGUGGCGGUCACGGCCAUGGUUCCCUCGGUUACUGGAACUGACAGCAGAUUAUCCACGACUGAUACCAACCUUCCAGAAUCUCCUGAGGGAUCCGGAUGCCAACUCGCACGAGUUAGUGGAUCGCGGCCUUCUACAUCUUAUGGCGGGGACCCUGGACCAGCGCGGGAGUUCCGCAGUUAACUCUCGACUUCCUUGACAAUGCAUGGGCACCAGGUACUAGAGUGGCUUACCGAUCCACCUGGCGAAUCUGGUCUAGUUGGUGCAUAGGACGGACAGUGGAUCCCGUAUCUGCCCCUCUGCAUAUGAUCAUGGAAUUCCUUACUGAGAUGUUUGAAUCUGGGAAAGCUUACCGCACCAUUAAUCUAUGUCGAUCGGCUAUCUCUGCUGGACAUCAGGGUUUGGAUGGAUCGCCUGUGGGGCGUCAUCCUUUCGUAUGCCGACUACUCAAAGGGAUGCGUCUCGCUAGACCACCCUGUGCUAGGUUCACUGCCUUUUGGGACGUGAAUGUAGUCUUACAGUUUUUAUCAUCUUGGUACCCAAAUCAAGAUCUGACAUUGAAACAAAUAUCGCUAAGGUGGUCAUGCUGUUAUGUCUGAUCUCUUGUAAGAGGGUUUUGGAUGUUCGAACACUUGACUGGAAUGCCAUUACGUUCACACCAGAAGGCAUCUCCUUUAACAUUUCCAGAAGGACUAAGUCGGCUUCAAAAGUGUUCGUUUACCCUAGGUUCCAGACUAAUCCUACACUCUGUCCGGUAGAGUGCCAUAAAAACCUACCUGGAGGCUACUCGAACGUUACGCUCUCCGGAUUUGUGCCCAUUAUUUAUUUUGUAUCGCGCCCCACACCUUCCUGUAUCUACCCCUUCACUGGCAAGGUGGGUACGAGAGGUAUUGACAUUAGCUGGGAUCGACACGUCCAUAUUCACCCCCCAUUCAGUCCGUGGGGUAUAUUCUACAUGCGGCAGACUGGUCACGGGAAUCGACUUUUCAAGACUUUUUUGUUUCUGGCCGAUUGAUCAUUUUGCAUCUCAGGUGGUUUCUGAGCUUUAAACUUGCAUAAUAGGAGCCUCCGUGUCUUUAAUAAAAUUCCCAGAUUUUACUAUUAACAUGAGGUAAAGUCAUGAUUUUAUUAAAGACACGGAGGCGAGUAUUAUUCACACCCACCCACCCAGUUGUGGUUGGAAAUAAGUCGAUAUGAUUGCUAGAUCUGGUAAGUUCUCUAUUUGAAGUUUUCAUAUAUUUCAUUAUCUGACAUUAUAUGUGUUGAUGAACUAUGUUUAUACUAUCGUUUUGAGUAUUUGAAUGUUUAAGAGGUUAAGAGAUGGACUUGACUUAAAUGGAUUAAUUGAUUGUCAUUAUACGCAAACAGUUUGGAACCCGGAUAUUACCAUGUAUUUUCUAUGUCUCCUCCUAGCCUGAAUUCUCGUGUUUUUCCAUAAUGUAGUUUUCUACAUGCUGGUCUUCGUUAUCCACAAGAAAGAGGGGGAUUGUGGGUGCAUCAAGCAUGUUAUAGUCACUUCCUGUGUUAUGUGAUUGGUUGCUUGAGCAUUGUAUAUUUUUUUUUUUUUUUUGUUCAUUUCAGUUAUUUAUUCAUCUCUGUUCUUUGCUGCUGAGAGUAAUAAAGAAAGAGAAAUGCAUAAUACUCGCCUCCGUGUCUUUAAUAAAAUCAUGACUUUACGUCAUGUUAAUAGUAAAAUCUGGGAAUUAUCAGACAAAGUAUCCUACUUUUUCUGAUGAUGGCUUUUGUUGGAAUGUGACAAUCAGCAUACACUUUGUUUUUUAAUUGUGUCAAACAGAAUUUAGCCUAUGUUCUGCCGUUCCGCUCUUAAUAUGUGAGAAACCGGGGUUUAGUAAAUAUACCCACUGUUCCAAAGUUCUUUCGGGUUUGUUAAUAUUAACAUUGACUCUUGUUUAUUUCUUUUCUAGCUGGGAUGAGACCCACUUUGGAAAGAUGGGAAGUUAUUACAUAAACAGAACAUUUUUCUUUGAUGUUCACCCUCCAUUAGGAAAGGUGAGAUUAUUUUGAGAUUCCUCCAGUUACCUGGAAGUGUUGGCUUUAUGUUGUAUAGCAACUAUUACUACGAUUUCCUGUAAGCCCCUUGCGAUGCAACUUAUUUAGGCUGCAUUUAGAAAACAAUUCAGCAUGCACUUAUUUUUUUUUUGUCACAAUUGUCGUUCAUUGGCAUGUUUCUUUCUGAAUCUCUUGAUUUACUUUAUAAGAGUAAACGUAAACAUAAUUAUAACAAUGCUAUAAUGGCACAGCAUUAACAUGGCUGCUGGUCUGUUUUAUCACUAUACCCAGCAUUAUGAGAGUACUGAGUACUCUGUUGUACUUGGGGCUGUGUUGAAGUGGGUUACACAUAAUUUUAUAAUCUUGCAUCAUUACAGCAAAACUGAGGGGUAGGCUUAGGAGAAGACCCUUUGUAAGAGGGUACCUCUCUUCAAGGUGCUAUUAAGUGUAAUUCCCAUCACUCUGAGCCCAGCUUCAACACAUCUACACUGCUAACAUUGUUGUCAUUCCUUAUGAACCCACACAGGGCUCUAGGUUCAUCAGGCAAAGGACAUUGGCCAUUUCUCUGUGUGUUUAACUACAGACAUCCAUUGUAAACAUUUAAUAAUGCUUGUAUGUUUCUUCAUUUUGGAAAAGAAUUUCUGGCAUAACACAUAAUUAAUGUAGCCAUAUAGAGUAUAGUUUGUACCAGAAAAAGCACUUUUCAUGGAUAUUUUCUACUGAACCUCAUAUAUUCCAUGAAACAAGAAGAUAGAUAUAUUUAUUUUAAUUUGGAUUCCUUUGAUUUUCAUGAGGUUAUUAUAGCCAGUCCUGGGACAUUAUGCCAUUCAGUGCCCUGCUGGGACACACACUUUACAUUUAGAUGAUUUUUAUCGUAUCUCGUCGUGCAUCCUUAGUGUUUAUUAUUGCCGUAGUGUUGGAGAUGCCAACAUAACUUCAAAUAUUCAUUGCCUGAUCAUAUCUAGUUAAGAUGCAAAAUGUUUGUACCUUACCUAAAAUGUCUAUUCUACAUGAAUUACUGCAGCUGAAACCAACACAAUGAACUGUCUCCUAUCUCACCAGAUGCUGAUUGGAUUUGCUGGACACCUCAGUGGGUACAAUGGGUCCUUUUCUUUCCUGAGGCCUGGCCAGAGUUAUGGCACUCACAACUACUUGGGAAUGAGAGGGGUGAGUGUCCGCUGAAUGCAAGAUGGUUUAGUGCAAACAGGGUCUAUAUUAGUGCCCGCUGAGCAAUAGAUGGAUGAAUGUUAUUAAGUAUCUGACAUACUCUGUGCUAUCUACGCAGUUCUAAAUAUACUGUGUUCUUCUCCAUCGUCAUGUAACUUCAUUUUAAAAUAUAUAUAUUUAUUUUUUUAAACUAGGAAAAAAAAAAUAUCACAAACAUAAUUACAUAUAAACCUCCCAGAAAUCAUGAUUAUGUAAGGAAUAACCAGGGUAUUCAGAGUAUUACCCUCUAGUCUGUAACUAAGAUAACUGUAUGUGUUAUGGCUACUUGGCUUUUGGAACUUCUAAGCUGGCCUAAGAACCCAUAUGCAGUAAUAUAUGCCAGCUCCUGUCCUGUUUUAGCUAUACUUUCUAAGUGCAGUAAUGAUUGCGAGUUAUUGAUCAGACAUUGUCCCCACCACAGUUCUGUGCCUUCCUGGGAUCUUGGCUUCCUCCAUUUGCCUUCCUCAUUGUCCUGGAACUAUCAAGGUCACUCCCUGCAGCAGCACUCGCUGCGUGCCUGAUUAUUUUGGGUAAGCUGGAUUCUGUUCUCUUUUUGAAGUUCUGUGGUACAGCAACUAUUUACUUGCAAUGCGUUGGGAUUACAAUUAGAGACAUACGCAGGGGUUGAGAAAACUCAACAUACCUAUUGCUGUAUGGCCAGAAUAAUAUUAAUUAGACAUCUAGUAUCCACACUCUGUUAAACUAGUUUGACAAAUCAUAUGCAAAUAUGCCCUCUUUCCCCAAAAAAGCAAACAAAAAUAAUUAUAUUGUAUUGACCAGAAAAUAGUUUGUAUAAGUUGUUGAAAGCUGGACACCUUUUUUGGAGAAGGAGGAUAUAAGAUGGAGCGGUAAAUGGUACCUCCACACAAUACCUUAAAAGGUAAAUGGUACCUCCACACAAUACCUUAAAAGUGACCGUAGUGCAGUAACUGACAGAGAGUCUGCAUUCACAUGAGUAUACAUACUAGUUUUUUUUAAUUAUUAGGAUAUAUUAAAAUGCAUAAAGCAUGAAUUCACACAUGCAGCGCAAUACAUUAGAAAUAAAAUACAAGUGCAUUUAAUUGAAGGCAUGACAUGGCUUAGAAGGCCCAUGGUAUUUUCAGGUGUGACUCUUGUUUUUCAUUUCACUACCUGGCAAUCAACCACCAAUGUGUAGUAGGAAACACAAAGAUCAUUUUCUCAGUAUAACUGCAAAGUUGCUGUAUGAUUCAAUAUUCAGUGGUUUUGGCAACUCUGGCUAGAGACUUAGGACAAGAACAGUGUGUGGUGUUUUGCUGUAUGAGGUAUAUAUGUCCAGUGGGUUCAUCGUCAUCCUUGGGGAAUUCAAUGCCAUGCUUUGUGUGUUGGAUGACAUAGAUGUUCAUGCCACAUAUUAUUAGUACUCCAUGGGCAAUUCAUAGUGAGUCAUGCUCUUUGUGCUUGAUUAUAUAUGGGUUCAUGCCACACUGCCCCUACUGACACUAUAUAGGCUUAUGUUGCACGUGAGGUUCUACAUAGUUAAUCAGAUCACAGAUUACUUAUCUUCCUUGGUUUAGGAAUGGAUUCAUUUUCUUGUGGGGUAUAUGAGGUCAUGGUCAAUGUUCUGAGUGAGAUAUGUGUACAUAGUGUGUGGGCCUUUAUUUCAGUAUACUGUGUCUUUUCUCAGAUACUGGAUGCCUCACCUUGUCCCAGUACAUCUUGCUGGACCCUAUCCUGAUGUUCUUUAUCAUGGGAGCAGUACUGUGUAUGAUCAAAUUUCACUCACACUCCUCUAGGUAAGCUAUCCUUGGUAGUUUAAACCAUGUGGAUUUAACCUUCUAAAUCCUGUUUAACAUAUUUCACAUCCUUUCACCCAUACUCUUAUCAGGCCUUUCAGCUCCCUAUGGUGGCUGUGGCUGAGUCUCACUGGAGUAAAUUUGGCUGGAGCUCUGGGGGUGAAAUUUGUUGGACUCUUUGUGGUAGUGUUGGUUGGUCUCAAUACAGUCCGUGACCUUUGGAAGAUGUUGGGAGACCUCAGUCUGUCUUUGGUAAGUACCUUUUCAGAAUGUCAAAUUGGUUAUUCUUAUUCUUGCUCAUACAUGUGUUCAACUAAUUUUUAAAUUAGUUAAAUCUGACCACACAACAAGGAUACAACCAGCUUCAAAUUAUUUGAUAGUUCUGAUGUUGAGGAAACAAGUUUUGGCUAUUCUGUGCUGUUUUAUGAAGCAUUUGGUUGAAAAGCUAGACUCUGAAUGCUUCUUUUGCAUCUCAUUAUGUCUUUCUCAUUCAACAGGAGGUGAUUUUCCAGCACUUCGCAGCACGGGUUCUUUGUCUGAUUUUGCUCCCACUUACUCUCUAUGUGCUGUUUUUUGCCGUACAUUUCACUGUGCUCAAUCAAAGGUAUCCUAGUUUAACUAUUCAGUGCUACUGACUUUAUUCGUAGAUUUGUGACUGUCAUGGGCCGCGUACUGUGUUAGAAUCCUGAGGUUUAAAUAUAUUAAUAUUACCAUGUUCUUUUCACUUUGACUAUUUCCAUUGCUAGGAACUCAUUCUCCUUCUUUUAUUCUAUCUCGUAGUGGCCCUGGAGAUGGAUUUUUCAGUUCUGCUUUCCAGUCAAGACUGAUUGGUAACAACUUACACAGUGCAUCUAUGCCAGAGCGUGAGUAUAGAGACUCCUAAUAAUGGGUGAUGAAGAGAAUGUGAUCUGGAUUUUGGUAGUAACAAGAUCUGCAUAAAAGGUGUAGAGGAAUUACGGGAUCUGUACUAUAGUGCGGGAGCAUGACGAUGAUUGUCAUGGUCAAGAGGGUUAACAAUGUCUGUGCCAAGGCUUGAGAGUGUACAGCACGAUCUGUGUCUAGUGUGAAGGUAGAUAAUUGAUUCUGCAUUGUGGUAGGUGGGAGGUAACAUGCUAUAAAUGAAUUGUAAUCAGGGUUUGUAUGAUAUGGGAUCAGUGUAACAGGGUCUUGAUAAAGGUUAAUCUAAAUAUCUGAAUGAUGGAUAUAGGUUUCCUGUUCGAGAACUCUGUCAUGCUUAAUGUCUUCCCAAGAGUUCUGGAGGAUUUAUGUGUUAACAUACGCUUAAAGGAAUGCUUUGGGCACCAAUACAAAUUGAAUACAUUUGAUAGGUUUUGGCAUUAUUAAUAUUCUGUAUUUUUAUUGUAUGCUCAAAUUGUUAUAGUUUUGUGCACAUAAAAUAUCUUGCAUAAUGUCAUUCCACAAUAUGCCCUAUCACUCCAGAAGGUAUUUCCUUUGCAAUUCUAUGUACAUAGCUCAGCCAUUAACAACAAUGAGUGAUAUGAACUAUAAAGCAACUUGCAUUAGAAGGAGAGGUCACCAAGAGACACAGACAGUAAGGAUAUCACUACCCGUGUGUAGUUUCUGUAACUAUUUGCAGCAGGGUUGUGAAUAAAACCGUUCACUCAGUGCUAUUAGGGGGCUGCACUGUGUACAUACAUUUCAUAAGGAAGUCUUUCUGGCAUGAGGUGUUGUGGCUAAAGAGCGGAUUCUGGUGCAGCAUUCUGCAAAGUAUUUAUUUUUUUGCAAAAUCUAUAUUGGAACUUGCAAAACAUACAGCAUAUAAAUGAGAUCAAAUACUAAUAGAUUAAAGUUUUAUAGGUGACAUAAGUGUUACUUCAACUCAUUCUCUAGCAGUUGUUCAUAUGAGAGCUACCAACACACAUUCCAUUAUAUCAUUCUGUGUAGGAGAGAAAUUUAAAUCUGAUUUCAACUCAGAAAAAAGUUUUAUAAAACCGUUAUACUUAUUUUGUUUGUCUCUAAGGCUUCUGCUGUUGUCCAGCUUCCAUGCUAGAUGUUAUGUGUUUACAAUGAAUUGUGAGGAAUGUAAGUGUAGGAAGUAAAAUAAAAAAUAACUCCACAUUUCACAAGAAUUUCAAUAAAAGUUUGUUAAUAUUAUCCUCAUGAUCAAUGUCACUUUUGUCCAAUCUAGUCGUAAUACGCACAGGCCAGGGUUUCACAUUAAGCAGAAUAGGUACCUACACUUCCUGUUACAUUCUGUGCUUUGCUGUCUUCCCAGACAGUAAAUACCCACUUUGAAGGACUCUGUGAGCACUAUAUUAAGUCUGCAGGAAACUCUGCAUGGCCCUGCCCCCUCAGACUUAAAGGGACACUCGACUGACUAAAUACAAAAAAGUAAAAAUCAUUAUUUAGAAGAUAUACCCCAAAUUAAAACAUGCAUGCAUUUUAAUAUGCAUUUUUGUUAAUUGGGGUAGAUCUAAAAUUAACUUGCAAAAGCUGCAAAUCUCUUGUCUGAAACCUUUGCAAGCCCUCCUCCUCUUACCCAGCCUAGAUGUUAUGUGGCUGUCCAAUCGGACUUCCCAAUGCAGUUAAGUGAGAAGUCUUUGCAAAGCAGUUUUUCUGAGCAGUUGGCUGCCUCUUGAGCUAAACAACUAGGAAGUAGCAGGGUAGGCUAUCUGUCAGCCAGUGGGGUUUAACACGAUUCAUUUAUUUAUUGUAAAAUAAAAAAGACACACUAUUUACACAUAAAGCACUUCAGCUAGCUUAAGUGCUUUAGGGGUCUGGGGUGUCCCUUUUAAAACUAUGAUCUCUAGCAUAAAGGAUGGAGAAGUUAGGGCGACAGUGGCCACCUCAUAUAGAGCCUCCCACAGGUCCUUAUAGUAUACACUACUACCCACACUAUUACAUACACAGCUAUAGCUCCUGACUGAUUCCUCUUCUGCAACUGUCACUAGUCUAAUACUAUCCUUACCUUUUUGUGUCAUUUUACCCCACUUCCUCUAGCAUGUAAGCUCAUUGAGCACAGCCCUCAACCCCUCUAUUCCUGUGUGUCCAACUUGUCUGGUUACAACUACAUGUCUGUUCGUCCACCCAUUGUAAAGCGCUGCGGAAUUUGACGGUGCUCUAUAAAUAUCAUCAUCAUAAUAAUAAUACAGUACUACACUCACUGCUAGACCUGCUGCUACUCACAUCAAUACUGUUACACACACUAUUACACAGACAAAUACAUACACACAGAUAUAUGCACUCACACAGACCCAUUCACACCCUCUAUAUGUAUGUAUGUGUGUGUACAAUAUUUUCUCAUCUUCUAUAAAUAAGGGUUUUUUGUUGGGGGGAGAAGGUUAGAGUAAAAGAGUGGGGAGUUUGGGAGCACCAAAGAUAUCUUUGCCUAGAGGCACCUGUAGUAUAAAUCACUCCUUGCAUACAGAUAACCCAGCACUCUCAGCCAAUCACUACUGUUCAGGUUGUACAAAGUGUCAGAAUAUUUAUUUAACUUUAGUUGAUACAAUUUUAGGAUUGGCUACAGGCAUUUUCUUUUCUAACUAUCUCUCUCUGGAUCUUUAAAUCUUGCAAUACAGUUCCGAUAUGGCUGUUGACUCUCUGACAGGUCUUGAAUUGAUAAUUGUAGCAACAUUUUGGAUAUUUUGGUUAGCUGGAAUUACAAAUUACUUUAGGGAAAUUAUUUUAAAUGUUUUUUACAUUGAAACUUACUUUACACAAAUAAGUUGUUUUUAUGUAGUAUUUGUGCAUACUGGAUUUUUCUAAAUAAUUUACAUGUUACAUCUCACAAUGUGAAACCAGACCUCUGGUGGUAAUUUUUGUAAAAAAAAAAAAAAAAAAAAAAAUUGGCAACUUACCUUGUGCUAAAGGGUUAAUCGGUUUGCUUGUGAUUAAAGGUCCUUGCUAAGUGACAGUUGCACAAGAUGUGAAUAAUAGAAUGUUACUGAAUAAUCAACAUUGCAAAGAGGGAUUUGAUUUGACAAGCAUGCCUUCAACAGAUCUGGCUUAUGGUUCGGUCAUCACAAUGAAGAGCCUUCGCACAGCUGCUGGAUAUCUGCAUUCACAUGGCCAUCUGUACCCUGAGGGGGUAGGGGCACGCCAGCAACAAGUCAGUAAUUCUCCCCAUUCUUUCAUAAUGUGACUGUCUGGCGGUUUAUAUGUGUUUUAAUUGCUUCUACACGUUUUCCAGGUAACUACAUAUUCACAUAAAGACCACAACAAUCUGUGGAUCAUAAAGCGACAUGAUCAGGAUUAUGGUACGUUUUAUCUGUUUCAGUGACUUAACGCUGUUAUUUAGUUCAGUAAGAUUUAUAGCAGUCAGUGGAUUGUACAAUGAUCUGUCUUCUAAUAUUCUUUUCAGAUCCAGCAGCGCCAGUAGAGUUUGUGCGCCAUGGUGACAUCAUCCGCCUGGAACACAGAGAGUGAGUUUUUGUCAGGGAUAGCUUCUCGUGUCUGUCAGGUGACUAACAACAAAUAGAUUUAUUUUUGUGAAGCUUAUUGUGGAAAAUCCAGACCAAAGAAUAAGCUGAAACAUUAAAUAUAUAAAUUAACAUUGCAAGAAUUGCACUGCAGAAUUGUGCUUCUCCUAUCAUUUAUUUUGAUGUGUUGUUAGUCACUCGAAUAAAUGGUUCUCGAGCCCUUCAAUUCCCAAUAUAGAUCCCUUAUGGUGACAUUAUCAUUAACCAUGUGUUUAAGACAUGCCUUUUAUCUAAAUGCCUUAAUAAUGUCUGAUUAUUGCCAAUUUGCUAUGUUUUUGAACAAUUUAUUCCUGUUUCUGCCUAAAAUGGACUGUGGAUCAAGGUACAACCUCUCACCUGUUUCUCAUUGGGGUACUCACCAGUUAUGUUAAGAUGUUUGUCUUCUAGUGGUACAGGCAGCCAUCUUCCUCUUUCCUGGGAUACAGUCUAAGCUAUUUUUUGAUUAUUUAUCCUUUUAUCCCAAACCAAUUCAGGUUAUCAUCCCAUCUCUGUGUUCUCCACUUGGUUUACUAUUGCCUGUUUCUUUUUUUCUCAUGCAUUAAUGAACACUUCAUGCCAUUACUGUAUCUUAGGACCAGGCGGAACCUACACAGCCACCAGCGGGAGGCACCACUCAGCAAAAAACAUCUGCAGGUGUCUGCGUAUGGAACGGUAAGAGUCCCGGGCGGUGUGGGAGGAGUAAAACAAGUUACAGUUGUAACUCCAUUAUAUGAAGUGUGUUUGUUUUACAGAAUAAAUGAAACAUUUUUUAACAUGAUAUGUAUAGCGAUACUGUUCCAAAUAUUCAGAAAAAAGAACAUUUGCUUUCCAAUGAUACUGCAUUGUUGCCUUCAGUUAGUUGAAACUGUCUCAUUUAAUUUCUAACCAUUGCUUAAAAACUCAGUAAUGCCAGUGACUAUGAUGGAAUGAAAACUCUUACUAUUCUGUACCAGGGUGUAAAAUAUUGGUUUUCAGUGCUGAGAUGGUGUAUAAAAUGAGGAAUAUUUACAGGGGUUAUAAAAGAUAACAUUAAAUAUCUUGCUGAUCAACUAAAGUUCAUAGAAUGAGCUGGUUAUUUCACCAGGUUUAGGGAAGGACCCUCUGUAUCUUUUGUAUUGGUCUGUGUGUAUUUUGUACUGUCAUUUUUUCCAAUUGUACAGCGCUGCGGAAUAUGUUGGCACCUUAUAAAUGAGGUAACAAUAAUAUUACUUGCUGGCGCUCUCAGCCAAUGAACUAAUCCAUGCACAGCUGGGCUUAACUCAGUGCUGCAGCGGUGCCUGGCCGACCCCCUGAUAUGUUGUUAAACUAUUCGCAAACUGUUUGGCUACUUAUAAUGGGAGGGCUUUUGAGUAUUCCUUUGAAUUUGAUGUAUAGGAAAAGUGUCUUUUGCAAUCAUUUUCUAGCUUAUUUGUGUUUUUUGUAUAAAAGUAUUCUAAUCUACUUUUUUUGGUCAUAUAGUUGGAGUAAUGUUUCUCAUUUUUAUUUGAAUAAUUUUUUUUUUUCAAUUAGCACAUUUAUAUUCUUAUUAUAAAAUGCUAAUUAAUUAUAUACGCAAAUGGACUGUUGUGCAGACCCCACAUAUCAAAAACCUGUCCUUGACACAAAGUCUGUUUGUGUUCUGUGCUUAUUUACAUAUUUGCAUUCUGGGAAAGACUUGUUACCAGUCUCGGGAUAUUAUUUUGUUGGGGAGCCUGACCAGUUAGAUGCUACAUUCUCAUUGUCACAGAAUGGGACAGGGGAUUCUAAUGACUACUGGAGAAUUGAGGCGAUUGGAGGCAGCGACAAAGUGAAGGUUCUACGCAGCCAGAUUCGACUCCAGCACUUAUUAACAGGCUGUUUGCUUGGUUCAACUGGAAAAGCUUUGCCCAAAUGGUAAGACCCAACCUCCUUUACCCAAAUGAUAAGACCCACCCUCAUUUGUAUAACUGGUAAGACCCUUUUUCUUUUUUUUUUUUUUUUGUCAAUCUCUUUUUAUUGAAAUUUGUUUUGUUUUUUUAUCGUACCCAUGCGGGUCUUGAAACACAAUAAACAUACAGUACACUUAUUCAUAUAUUGCAAUAUAAGGUGAUCAACAGUGUGUGAACAUUAGUUAGUCACAGAAGGUGUGGACCAGCAUUGGCACAGUAUCAGGAGUGUGUGAACUGCUCCGGGAGAAAGGCUGUAUGGUAGGGAUGGGCUUACAUGCAACCCUGUCGGGUUGUAGAGUUAUGGCCUUCUUCAAAACGAACCCCUAGUCCGAGAGGACCUCGGUGGGGGGGGGACUGGAUAUGCGGCCGCUCUUUUUGGAUGGGGGAACAAAUAACUGGGUAUGGCUCAAGGCUAACUGAAAAAACAUCGUCUUUAGCUGAACAGUGCGUGUCUUGGUUGUUGAUGCCUCUGCGGCUCUUGGGGGAGUCAGGCCUCCGGUGUGGAUCGUUGGUUGGUGUCUUGCAUGGGUGCUGGAAGGCCCAGUGCCUGACAGAAUGCCGGGAACUCUGUAAGUGUGGAGAGUUUAUAGACAGUUCCGUUAUGUGUGACCACCAGGAAUCUGGGAGAUCUCCAGUGGUAUUCUAUCCCCGCUUCUCUGAGGGUGCUGGUGACUUGGUUCAGCGAUCUUCGCCAUUGAAGCGUGGAUCUGGUGAGGUCUUGGUAAAUGGUGAGCCGUGCGCCCUCAAAGUUUAGUGGCGUCUUGCCCCGAAGAGCCGUCAUCAGGACUCUCUUGUCUUGGGAAGUGGCACAGCGUACAAUCACAUCUCUGACCAUGUUUGGGGUUGUUCUGCCUGAGGGUGGUAGGCGGUACAUCCCGUCUGUGUUAAAUUUUUUAGCAUGCGUUGGCGGCAGGAUGGCGGCCACGAGGCGCCUCAAAUAGUGAGGCAAUUCAUCUGAUGUGAUGGCGUCUGGCACUCCCCUGAUCUUAAUGUGGUUUCGUCUUGUCCUGUCAUCGAGGGCAAUAUAGUGGAGAGAAAGUGCUUGUUGUUGGGCCUGUAGGGCCAGUACAGAGUCCUGUAAGGUUGCUAAUCCCAGCUUGAUGCCAGAGACAUCCUUCUCCGUGGACUGCACCCUGUCAGCGAUAGCCUUCACAUCUGUUUUAAUGGCUGCUAUGCUGGUUGCCAAGAGGUUUUUGAUUUCCCCAAUUAGGUGUUGAAAGUCCCGCUGGGUGACUGGGGCAGACCCAUCUGGAAUCCCCAUGGGCGUUUGUGGCCUUUCUGGCGACAGGUCAGGCAGUAUAGGGUCUUUUGGUACCUGUAUGGUAUCAUGUUCCGCUGUUCCCGCCAUUUUGGCCGGCGGCCGUUGUUGUUGCAGCAUGGUACCCAUGUCCCUGGAUGGCGUCUCCGGUGAAGGUUUUUGGGACCGGCGGCCCAUUGCUACCUGGGUGGUUGGGAGUGCUGUGGGGAGGUCUUCCACGUCUGGGUCCCCUGGUUGUUCAAGUCUGCCCAGGAGCGCCGACCAGUCGAGGGCUCCUGCGGGCUUGUAGGCCGCGGGUCUGCGCUUUCGUCGGUUCACCCGUGCCGGAUAUACAAACGGCAUGGGGGGAUGCUGGGCUGUGUACAAAUGGUGCCCCUGGUCGGGAGUGGGUCAGUUGAGGGUUUUAAGCCUCAAACAGCAGGCUUUGAUGCGGGUUUUGGUCGGGAGCUGUGCUGUGUUGCGUCCGCUCCCGCUCGUGGUCAGGCUCCGCCCUCCCGGUAAGACCCUUUUUCAUCACUACCCCACACGGGACAGUUGUGGUUCAUUGUUGUUCAGUGGAGACAAUCUAUGUUGAGACCUGACAUUGGAGCCAUUCUCAACCUUUACCAAUAGGGAGUUGCUAUAAGCAUUGCUGCCUGUUGACUGAUUCAGAGAUAAUACAAUAUUGCUUUAACACAAAUUUCAAGAUCAACAGUUUACUGAUAAUAGCACAUCUGGCACAGACCUUUACCCCACAAUCAGUCAUUUAGAUUACACUUUUUUUUUUAUUUUAUUUUUUUAAUUCUGAUAUUUAGCUUUGAACAAAAAUUUAACUUUUUGACUGUCUACAUCAUGCUUGUUUUUUUUAAAUUAUUAUUAUUUUUUUUUUUUUUUAUAUUCUUUAUUUUUGUUGUGCAUAGGUAUACACAGGAACAUUCAUUGCUGCAACAGCAACAUAGGAGGGUCAUUCAACAUAGGGAAGCAAAACAUAUAUUCUCAUGAACAUUGGGUGAUGUUACGUUUUUGACAUUUAGAUUAUGCUGCACAAUUUUAAAAUGAAGAUCAGGUUAGACUCACAUGUCUAAGUGUAUGGCUGCAGCUAAAUAUACAAUCUUAGAAGAUAUUCUAGACAAUGUGAACAUUAGCAAUGGGUGUGAAUGAACACCCAGUUAUCUCGCUUUAAUGGUUACCCAGCGAUAAGAUUACAAUUCAUGCUUGUGAAAAUACAUGGUGUGCUACUGGUUAUGAACUGCACUAACUGUAGAAGUAUGAGUAGGCUACAGGCCUAGAGACUCACAGCUGCACUACUAAAAUUUGAGCUGCAUUGAAUAUGUGGACCGUUCAUAUUGCUUCUCAGCCGAUUCCUGUGGCUGGAUGGCUACUUGUAGAGGGGUAAGACUGUCCGAUGGGCCAUGGAGGGGCUCUCCGCCUGCCUUGAUCGCAGAUAGAGAUCUGUGCUGUGUCUCCAUGAAUCUUGCCAUCAGGAACAGUGUUUGUAGUCAAGCUUGUAGCCCGCUUUCGACUCUGCUGCUUGGGAGCCUUCUGGGUGCUAGGGGUGCGUGUGCAGAUAUAGCCCCCUCUGGGGCGCAGAGUGAGGGCGCGAUGAUGGGGUCUGCCGGUUGGUUUACUGCACCGUUUAGCCAGCCUCCGCCGCUUCCCUGCUCGUGCUGUGCUUUUGGGUGGUGUGAUCCUUGUUUGCAGGUAGCACGGUCCUCUAGGGUAAACAAUAGGCACAGUCCUUGUAAUUGCAUUUACUCCAGGCACUUUAUUUGUAAAUCCACACAGGAUACAGCAGUAAAUGAAAACAUAAAUGUAACACAAAACCUUAUAAACAAAAACCUAGCUCGUCUGAGCACUAACUGACAUUAGGUUCCCUAUCUCUCAGGGUUAAACUAAACAAAACAAUAGUGGUUUCACCAACCUAGAGUCUUUGUCCACUCUCAGCACUCCAGUAUUUAGCCAGCCUGCUGCUUCCAGCCUUUCAGAGAGAAACAAAACAUUCUCUCCCUACCUGCCUAGCAGGGAGGGAUUUAUUCCCACUGCUGCAGCCGAUUACCUGCAGCUGAGCAGUAGGUUGGAGACAGUCCAAAACCCUGGGCUGGAUCUAUGUCUUCCAAGAAAACCGCUAAACUGCGGAGUGGAGCACUGGCCCACCCUGCUCUCCAAAUGCUCCACCCCAGGGGCCCAUAACUAAACAGUCAUUCUGGUUACAUACACAGAAACAUACACUCCCCCUGGGGUUAAAAAUCAUAUGCCUCUCUGAACAAUUCUGUCGAGAUAUAGACUCCCUCACAGACCACCCCAUUCACCUUAUCACAGUGGUCAUGGGGAUUCUGCUGUAUCCCGGCUGUUCAGCACCGUGAGCUGGGGUGAUAUGCUCAGGCCCUCGAGUGUUACUGCUCUUUUGCUUAGCCUGUCCCAGAACCUGUUGCACAGACGUUCGAAUGCCAGCUUGAGCGGAUCCACUUGAACAGGCAGCAUUAAGCUUGUAUGUGACUGGGUACUCCACACAAUGUUGGCCAUCUUGGUGAGUAUCGGCGAAAUUUAGAGUUACUUUGCUGGUGUAUUAGCAGUAUUGUGGGCUAAAGCUGAGGAGCUCCAGCCAUGUGCGACCUACCCGGUUGGCUCUCAGGCCCCGCCUCCUUCAUGUCUACAUGCUUUUAUGCGUUCAAUGGCUGCCAUGUGAUUGACUGAUCCAAAGAAUGUGUACAGUGAGCGUAACAUCAGCCACCAUUCCAUACUAAAUGCAAUAAAUAAAAAGGCCCUCUAUGUCAAGUUGUUAAAAUGAUUCAUAAGUGAUAUUAAAUUAUACAUACCGAGGUCCCCUUUCUGUGGAUAUUUUGAUUCUCAUUUAAUUUUCUGUUUUCUGCUGAAUUUGCAAAGCUACAAAUAUUACUUUUCAGCAGAAGAGAAGUGUGUCAGCAAAUUAUUGAAACAACUUAAAAGUAAACUUUGAAACCACAAAUAUUUGUUAUGACGGAGUGAUUUAAAAAAUCUAUUUUGGGAAUCUGAACACAUUCAUUAUUUGUGGUUUAUGCCAUCCGUUUAAUUAAAUUGCUGUGUUUAGUGUGCACAACAAUUAUGCAAACUUUCCUCCCAGCACCAUAACCUUUGUCUAACGUGGCACCUUUCUUGGCACUUUGGAUUUUUUUUUUGCCUUUUCUAUUGCUGAACUACCUUGAAAUCAUCGCCCGUAUGGGUGGGACCAGUCUGAUAUGCUUCAGAUAUGUUCUCUCUGUAAUGGCACAAGUUGAGCUAAAACCAGCUUGAGUUCUGAGCGGGGACCCACCGAAGGGCAGGCUAUUUUAGCUGCUGUCCGUCCUCAGAAUACUCUUGCGACCCAUUUCUUGCUCUACCUUGAAAUCUUACCUUUUAUUGACCCAUGGUAUGAAUUGUAUCGGGUAGUUUGAUAUUUAUUGGCAAUAUGUUUGCACAGGUGCCAACGUUUUUGUAAGUAUUUGCUAUUUAUGAUUCUACUUCAUAAAAUAAUUGUUUGUAUCUUUUUUGACCAGCCAGUGGUAGAUGCCCUACAGCUUUCAUGGUUCUUAAAGGGUUACUUCAACCAACCACAAAACCAACACUUUCUUUGGUUAGAGUAAUCCUUCCUAUCCCAGUCCCCAGACCCCCCAAAUCUUUAAAAAAAAUCCUCAAGCUAAAACAUUCCUCCAUUUUUAUCAUCAAGGCCAGUUCUCAGCUCCGCCCCAUACUCCUUUGUUGACGUCACACUCCUUUGCUGAAGGCUGAGUGAUGUAGGGGCAGUGUAUGGGGGCAUGCGAUACUUCCAUUGGACGCCUGCUUCCAGAAUGCUCAGAUGUCCAGUAUGCACAGAACUAAUCUUACCAAGCCCUGAACUCUUGUUCUGGAUGGGCUAAUGAUGCCCCAAUGAUGCUGCCGAAGGUGGUGAUACCCCUUGACUGCAGAGGGGUUAAGCUCUGAAGUGGUCAUGGUGCUUGGAGUGUUUGCUCCACUCUCCAGCGGAACCUCAGUGAGGCAGUGGCUAUCCAAAUAUCAGUGAUCUCUUGCCCCUAUCUGUCGUUAUGUACACUUAUCUAAUUGUGACAUUGAAUAAUAUAUACAUGUGUCUAUAAUCAACUACUCCUAAAUUUCACACUUAAACUUUUAUUUUAAAUAUAUUUUUUUAUGUAUGACUUUAAUAUUGGGAGAUUUGCAGAUUGUUUUAAUUUGGUUGCCAGAUUGUUAAAUGGUUUACAUGCUUUGCCAAGGUAAGCUGUAACAGUGUAUUAAAAGGUAUAAUAAUAUAUUUAUUAAGCAUCUCUAAAUGGCGCUUUUCUUCCCCCCUUUUUUUUUUUUUUUUUUCUUCUGUUCCCAAAACUGGCUCUGAGAAUCCUGUUUAUUGAUCUUCCUGUACAGGGGCUGGGAGCAGGGGGAGGUCACGUGCAGCCCAUAUCUUCGAGAGUCUCCAAGCACUCAGUGGAAUGUUGAGGAUCAUGAAAAUCCACGAUGUAAGAAAUACUCUGGACCCUUCUCUUGAUGCAUCAUAAAUACAAUCAGUUCUCUAGAUACUCAUGACUCUAUUGGAUAAACUACAUUGUGAUAAAAAUGCAAACCGUUCUAGAAAACAUUAUUUACAUAUUCUUUUUCAUCUAAUUCUCCUCCCCACCCCGCCACUGUCUGACCUCUUAAACAGAUACAUAUACACUAGAACUGAGCAAAAAAUAAUUGUUACCUGGGUCGUACUGAUCUUUGGCUUAUUUCUCAAAGUGACAGUAACACUAACUGAACAGGUACCUUUUUUAUGAAUGGGGAGUUACUGGUUGGCUUAAAGCAUUAGCUGAUUACUCUAGCAUGAUUGCAUUACAUCAUUACAAGUGGUUUAACGCUGAAUGGAAAGACAGUGCCAAGGGACUCCAGAUACUAUAACCACUUCAAUAAGACGAAGCUGUAACAGACUCCUUUAGGCGCAUACACGGUCUUUAUUCUGCUCAUUUUAUAUCCCUUUAGUACCGAAUAUCAGUGUUUCUAUCCUAAAGCCCUCUUUCCUGGAAAUCCUCUUGGAGUCCCAUAUUGUGAUGGUCCGGGUAAGGACACUUGUGAAUGAUGAGUUUUUGUCUGCUUUUAGUUCUUUGUGGGAAACCAUAUUUAGUUGAUUAAUAUGCCUACACUUCUUCUAUAGGCAAACAGUGGACUGAAACCCAAAGAACACGAGGUAACCUCUAAGCCGUGGCACUGGCCUAUCAACUUUCAGGUAAGCGGAUCAGUGAUCAUAUUAUUUUAUUCUCAUAUUAUAGUGUUAUAUGGUCUGGAUUUUAUUCCUAUAGCUGCUUCCCUUUUUACCUGCACUGUGAAACCCAUUUUUCCACAUGAUUUAUGAAGAAACGUGUGGAGUUUAUUUAGUUUAUUACCAAACUCUUAAAAGAGUAAUACCUGCAGGUGGCGUCUUGGGCCUCCGGAGUGCCAAUAUCUCGGAAUAGUGCUGAAUGAGAGAAUUUGUGUUUCUUCAUAUGUUCCCCUGUGUAGGCAGCCUGUGGGUCGUAGUGUGGAAAUCAGGUUGAAAAAAAAAGGUACUUUCAUAAGUAUUGUCAUGGAGCUCCUGCAAAGCACAUUUGCUCAGGGCACUGGUAACUCCACCCCCUCCCUCAAGUUAUACAUUAAACAAAUCGGGAAUAGGCUGCUGAAAGCAGUAUAAAUUCAGUUAUUACAGUGGCACAGGGACAAUGACAAUAUACCAUAUGUAGGAUGUACUUGAGAUAUUGCUCAUGCUCACAUGGAAUGCGUGUGUUAAUAACAGGAUGUAUUUAGAUAAUUGUGACACUUUGUUUUACAUCACUUUGUACAGGGUCUCCGAUUUUCUGGUGUGAAUGAAACAGAUUUCCGUAUUUAUUUAUUGGGGAACCCGGUGAGUAAGCGCUCACUCUCUAUUAAACAUAUUUCAGUCUCAUGAACCAAACCUUUUUUAUUUAUUUAUUGGAUCACACCUCUUCCUGGCAGAUCAUCUGGUGGCUGAAUCUGGUCUUUUUGGGAGUUUAUGCUCUCAUGGCCCUUUGUGCAGCUGUGUCUUUACAACGAGGAACUGCCCUGUCUACUCACAUGAAAGGUAAACUCAGUAGUAGUAGUAGUAGUAUCUUACGGAGGUAUCCUACCCAUUAAAGAAACACACCGGCAUCACAACAACGUCAGCAAAAUGAAAUUGUUACAGUAUCAGGAGGUCCCUGGCGCCGGCUCACCUUUAAGGGUUAAAAUGUUAACGAAAGGUAUCCCCAAAGUCUGCUCUCUGUCAUUCCACUUUAUGAAAUCUUAAAUAGUGGAAAGCUCGGGCAGUGGCGAUUGUGAAUGGCUUAGAGCAGGGUUAGGCAACAUUUUAGCAGCACUGUGCCGAAAUAAGAUUGUGAUGUGCCGUAGCGUGCUGGUCCUAUUUUUUUUAUUUUUAAAUUGAGGUGUGUAUGUUGCCGUAUUCUGCUUGUAGUAUUUAUACUGCAGUUGCUUUAUAUUGUUGUAUUUGUGCGUAUAUGAGCUAUUAUAUUGUAUAUGUUCUCAAGUAGUUUCUGGUAUUGUGUAUGACACCUAUGUAUGGGGGAUGCUUGUGGAAUUGUGUGUGUGUGUGUGUGUAGAUGGAUAUGUCCCAUUGUGUGUUUGGUAGUGUGGGUAUGGUAGUGUGGGUAUUUGAGGGGCUGUUUUGAGUAUUGCAUGUGAGAGGCUGCAUGUGGGGUUGUGUGCAUGUAUGUGGAUUGUUAGUUGUGUUACAUUUGUGCGGAUUGUGUGUAUGUUUGUGUGUGGGCUGUUUGUAUUAUUUGUAUGAGCAGAGGGUUAUUCUGCAUUUCUGUGUAUAUCUAGCAGUGUGGGUGGCUUCCCUGGGCUCCAGUGGGGACCAGGCUCGCCAGGUACAGGUCAAGGACAGGAGCUGCAACAGCAGCUGUGGGCUGCUUUACUCCAGUGUGGAUUCCCAUUCACAAGUGCUGGGAGGAAGUGGUCUGAGAUCACUUCUUCUACAUGUUGCAAUGUGUAACUUGAGGCUUGUCCUUCACCACCUUUUUGUAUUAGCAGAUAUCUGAAGUUUCACUGGGAUUCCUGAUAGGCCAGAGCCUGUUUGGCUCUAGCAGCCUUGAGUGCCAUGCAUGGCACACGUGCCAUAGGUUGCCUACCCCUGGCUUAGAGCAUCAGCUGACCACUCUGACCAGUCAGCAAUGCCCCUGCACCCCAGCCCGAGCCUUCCAUUAUCUAAGAUUUUAGAUUGCCGAAGGAUAGAAGGACAGAGUGAUUCAGUGCUGGACCACAGACUUUAGGGUUAAACCAUUCAUGAACUGUUUAACCCCUAAAGGUGAGGCGCCACCAGGGACCUUCUGGUGCUGUAACUUAAUUUAGAUUAAGUUAUUAUGAUGUUUAAACUGGUUCUUUAAGUAUUGACACUCCUGACAUUGAGUACUGGAAACAUGUUAGAUGCCUUUUGUUUUACAGAGAGUUGCUAUGUGCUCCUGGAGGGCGGGGGACAGCUUAUGUUGGGGUGGCUACUACAUUACUGUCCGUUCUACUUCAUGGGACGGGUCCUUUAUUUCCACCACUAUUUUCCAGCCAUGCUCUUCUCCUGCAUGCUCACAGGUAAGUCUUUGAUCUUCUGAUCCUCAACUGAGACGUUAGAUGUAAGAGGGAUAUUAUCUGGAGCUGAUGCAAACAUUGCAAGCAGAUUGGCCACUAAUGCAGAUAGGUCAAUCGGGCAGAAACGUUUGCUUUUCUUAAUUGUCUUGUUCUGUUAUGAGGUGCAGCACACAUUUUAUUCAAUAACUUAUUUUCAGGGCACAAUGAACCAUAUUGGUUUUGGAGCUUUUUAUGAUUUGGGGUUUUUAAUAUUUAAUACAUUAAAGUAGGGAAAAGUGCACUUAUUCCUGCUGUGUCUUGUGUUUUUGUUUUUUUCUUUCCACAUUUAUACACUUAGCCUAGCAAUACUAAAAUCUGUAAUUCCUACUGUUUCCUCCAAUUUAACAGACACCCAGGUUAAAGGUUUUAAAUAGCAAUGUAAAAUGAUGACCGUGCACUACAGGUUGGUCCAUUCAGGGAUUUUAUUUGUGCCCCAGCAAAGUGAUUGUAUUGGGGGGUAUGAUGACUUCAGGCAAUGUUGGAUCUGGUUGAUGUCUGUCACUUUUCACGUGUUCCGUGAGAAUACUAAAAUCCAUAAACAGGAAUUCCUUUCUGCAAUAGCGAUUCUAAGCUGUAACUUACAGAAGAGUGUGAGAGGAUAGCAGUGCCAUGGUCUAUGACCAGGAACCCUUCUUAUCACCAUAUAAAUAAACGCACUACAAUAGGUAAUACUCAAAUGAGAGCUUUUCACAUCGAUAAAAGGAUAAAUAAGAAUUGUUAAUGUAAAAAAUAAAUAUAUAUAAAUAUAGAUUACAUACUCUAAUUAAAGAAUUACAUUUUCUUUUGGUAUCAUGACAGACUGAAAUUUUUGUUUGCUCUGUAUCUGUGUUUUUUUUUAAUUUUUUUAUUUUGGUCAAUCUGUUUUUUUUAUUGAGAUGGUUGCACAUAACAGAAGAUAAAUAAAACCAGCAAAAGACCUAUUCAACUGGGAUAUAGGUACAACACGUAGUAAAGGCUUAGCUGGCACAAAAAAACAUCUGUUUUUAUAAGCAAGUCGAGUAGUUAGUUGCAUGAGUAAAGUAGGAAAAUAAUCGAGAAUUAUGCAAGGUUGAUUAACAGGUUAGUGCACAUCCACAGCAUCUAAAUACAAGUUAGCUAUGUCAGCUUGUUCAACAUAGGACAGACAUUCUCCAGGGUAUGGGCCCAGUGUAGACAUUUGCAUUCUCGGUGCGUUAAAGUGAAACAAAAAUUAGUCACAGGCGUAAAAAACUAAGUCCCAGGAACAGUCCAUGCCUAUCGCCCUAUUCCAACCCUUUGGGCUUGAUGUAGCCACUCAGAGUGUGGGCCAUACAGCAGUCUCAGCUGCGUUUAGCUUUUCGUAGUCAGUGGUCCAACCGCUGUAUCUUCGGUCCCAUGUGGAGAUGUGAGGCCAGGAGCGACCCCCUGAGUUAUCUGCUCUACGCUGCCGUUGUUUCCAACCCAGUUUCCGAGAGUGACCAGUCAGAUUCGCAUUAGGAGCUCUCACUGGGUGGCUAUGAUGUAGAGAGGUUGACUGCUGUUACGUUUUCAUCCUGCCAGUGUCAAUUUCCAGGGUCCCCUGCAAGCGCAGCUAGAACUGAGCACAUAUCUGGUCAAAGCGGGCUAAUAGACCGUUACUUGGUUGUGGUAGAUCAGCAUGGCCCCAUGCUGGCAGCUGCCAUCUUGAGUAAAUUUCUCAGGAAUCACUCUUGUCUGUGCCCAAAUACCAGGGUCCUUGAGCAUGUAGCCAGGUAUGAAUUAGUGCUGUGUUGGACCGGGAUAACCCCCACCGGUCCUGGUGGGGCCAAGAUUUCGAGGCUAGGUGACUCUAAUGGCACUCGCCCCACACCCUUUUUCCUCUCCUCCAACGGUCAUUAAAAAAAUAAAUAAGCUCUAAAUACUAUUCAACCAACCUACUUUUCUAGCCUUACCACUUGUGUCACUUUACCACUCUCCCUCUACAAUGUAAGCUUAUUGAGCAGGGUCCUCAACCUCUCUGUUUCUGUGCAUCCAACUCAUGUGGUUACAAUUAUGUGUCUGUUAGUCCAUCCAUUGUACAGCGCUGUGGAACUUGUUUGCACUACAUAAAUAAUAAUAAUUUGGAUAAUGUCUCAAACUUGUAAUAAGUGUUACAUUGUAAAUGAUGCAAUCUUACAUGUAAACUAUUGAAUUGGAAAGAUGAGUCCUGCACAUCUUUCUUCUUGCUUUUUAUUUUAUUUGCUUCUCUCAUUGUGACCACACUCACAAAUAAAAUCUAUAAUCAAAGCAAUAAUGAACUUGUGGAUAUUUAUCCAGCUAUACUUAUCUUCUACCACUAGAUGGCAUUGUUGGGAUAUAUACUGAAGUUCAUAUUGAACAUUAUGUUAACUCUUACUACUACCUGCACCCAAACAUGCCUUUACUGCCUGUCAGUGUAUGGGAUAUGUGUGAUGCAGAUACUGUAUAACAACACUUUUACCAAUAGUUAUCUCCUGUGCAGAUCAGAUAUUAAUGGAGUGUCUGGGGUGCAGACCAGACUGUGUUUGGUUGUCUAGGGUGUAGGUCAGACUGCGUUUGGGUGUCUGGGUUGCAGGUCAGACUGCGUUUGGGUGACUGGGGUGCAGGUCAGACUGCGUUUGGGUGACUGGGGUGCAGGUCAGACUGCGUUUGGGUGUCUGGGGUGCAGGUCAGACUGCGUUUGGGUGUCUGGGGUGCAGGUCAGACUGCGUUUGGAUGUCUGUUUUGUAGUUCAGACUGUAUUUGGUUGUCUGUGGUGCAGGUCAGACUGUAUUUGGUUGUCUGUGGUGCAGGUCAGACUGUGUUUGGUUGUCUAGCAGUCCGAGCCCCACUUUCAUUAUGUGCACAUAUAGAUAGCGAUUUUCGCUAUAUAUCUGUGCACUGCGGGUCCCCUGCUACCUGUACAUUGCAGAGGGGGGCCCAGCAGCACAUUCGGUCCUCCUUUCCAGCUCCUCUGUCUUGCUUUCCUGCGCCCAUGGCAACGCUCCACACAGCACGCAGGCCGGUCUCGCGAGAGUAUGUCAGAGAGGAGCUGGAAAGGAAGACAUUGUGCUGUUGGGCCCCUUCUCUGCAACGUACCGCGGCUGGCUCCCUCCACACUGUGAUCUUCCCCCUCCCUGGCAAGGUAAGAAGCAGGAAGGGGGGAAUAAAAUUUAAAUACAGACAAAUUAAAAAAAAAAAUAAUACUCCCCUCCCCCUAUUUUACACAAACACUGCAUCCUUACAAUCACACACUCUGCACUACACACACUACAUUAACUAAACACACGCUGCACUAAAUACACACACACUACAUUCACUACACACACACACACUACAUUCACUAAACACAAUCUGCACUACUCACACUACAUUCACUAAAUACACUCUGCACUACACAAACACUACAUUUACUCAAGACUCUGCACUACACACACACUACAGUCACUAAACACAAUCUGCACUACUCACACUACAUUCACUAAAUACACUCUGCACUCACUACAAACACAAUACAUUUACUAAACACACUCUGCACCACACACUACAUUCACUAAACAAUCUGCACUACACACAUACACACUACAUUCACUAAAUACACUCUGCAUUCACUACAAACACACUAUAUUUACUAAACACACUCUGCACUACACACAAACUACAUUCACUAAACACACUUUGUAGUGUGUGUGUAUGUGGUGCAAUCACUAUAUACACGUUGUACUCACUACAAACACACUACCUUUACUAAACACACUUUGCACUCCCUACAAAAACUGCAUUCACUAUACACACACUGCAUUCACCACAAACAUUUUGCAUUCACUACAAUCACACUACAUGAACUAUACACAUUUUGCAUUCACUACAAUCACUAUACAUACUUUGCACUCGCUGCAAACACACUACAUUCACUAUACACAUUUUGCAUUCACCACAAUCGCACUACAUGCACUAUACACACUUUGCACUCACUACAAACACACUACAUACGUUAUACACACUACAUCCACUACAAAAACACACACUCUGCAUUCACUGUACACACACUACAUCCACUACAAAAACACACACUCUGCAUUCACUGUACACACACUACAUCCACUACAAAAACACACACUACAUUUACUACACACACACUCUGCAUCGACUGUAUGCAUACAAACAUUACAUACAUUACACAAAACGUACAUUCUACAUCCACUAUACACACUGCAUCCAUGACACACAUACCACAUCCACUACACACAUUCUACACACACACACACUUCAUCCUUGUGGGCGAACUCGGGGCCGGCCCCAGGGGCCCAGAUAUUGAGCUGUGUCAGGGGCCCUAAAAUUUCUGAUGGCAUCCCUGUCUGGGGUUUAGAUUUGAGUGUGUUUGGUUGUCUGGGGUUUAGUUCUGAGUGUGUUUGGUUGUCUGGGGUUUAGUUCUGAGUGUGUUUGGCUGUCUGGGGUUUAGAUCUGACUGUGUUUGGUUGUCUGGGCAUUAGAUCUGAGUGUGUUUGGUAUUCUGGGGUGCAGAUCAGACUGUGUUUGUUUGGUAUUCUGGGCUGCAGAUCAAAUUGUGCCAGAUUGUGUUGGAGUGUCUUGGUUAGAUGUUGGUGCCCCAAUUCGCUGUGUUUAAUACAGAUUGCAAUUCGACAGUGAAUAGAUGUUUGUGGUAUAGAUCAGUCAGUUAGAUUGUAAGCUUGUUGGGGCUGGGCCCUGUUCUCCACUGUUCCUGUAUGUUCAAUCAUGUUUUGUUUAAUUAGAAUUAAAUGUUUGUCUUGUUUACCUAUUGUACAGUUCUGUGGAAUUUGUUGGUGCUAUAUAAAUAAUUGUAAUUAGUGUCUAUGGUUCAGGUCAUAUGGCGACAGAGCUCUUGGGCUGCACAUCAGACUAUGAUGGCGGGUCUAAAAUAUAGACCAAUUGUAUAAAGUUCAAAUGACCCACAGAUGAUGGUUAUUUACCAUACUACCAUGCCCUAAUUCACCUUUUUCCUCCAUUAACACAGCUGUGACCUGCUCUGUUCUGCUGAAAUCCUUUACUGGUUUGCUACUUCCCCGAUUCAGUCAGAGUGUCUAUAUAGCUGGGAUCUGCUUCAUAAUACUCCUCUUACUGUACAGGUAUAAUUCCUCUAGUUGAUCAACUCCAUAAACUAAAUUUGACUCUGACAUAAAGUAAGAUAACUUUGAUAAACUACAGUCCAAUAUUUCAAAUAACGCAUCUUGAAAUAUGUGUUGUUCUCUAUUUUAUUUUUAUACCUAUACUUACAUAAAAUCCUCCAUGAAUUGAUAAUGGAAGUACUGGGUGUAUAAAUAACAAGUAUUGUGUAUAUUACCCUGUUUUUGGAAAAAUCAAAUGUAUUUUUGAUACUUAUUCAUUUAAUCAAUCUGACAGUGAAUAUCUAUAUGACGGAGUUAUUACAGAGGCCAUUGUCAACCUAUCCAAGCAUGCACAUAACUGUCUUCUACUCAAAUUCAAAUGGCACCUUUAAUGAAUCUUCCUUUUACCUGAUGUAUGGAAUAUUUAAUUGCAACAUUUUAUUAAUAAAAAAAAAUAUCAGAUCCUUAUAACUACUUCUUUAAUAGAAAAAAAAACUACGUUAUAAGGACUAGUUAUGAAAUUUGUACCAUAGUUAAUCUCAAUACACAUUAAAACUUGCCACAUUUCUGAAAACACAUUGUAAACACUAUGAUUAUUCUGUGAAAUGUAUUGUGACCACUAUUACCAAACCCGAAUAACUGGUUUGACUAAAAACCACAGCUUUAAUUUUUUUUUCAUUUAAUUUUUCGUUAAAUAAAGUAUGGCUGGACAAGUUUAGUCCCAGUUCCUAAGAAUCCCUGAAAUUUAUACUAUGCUCUCUCCCUUGUCAGUGACUUUACAAAUUAUUUUGCCUUUUCAGUUUCUACCUCUUCCACCCACUGGCGUAUGGCAUGGUGGGACCUCUCGCAGACCAGACCCAGAGCCCCAUGUUUGGACUGAGAUGGAUGGAGUCGUGGGAAUUCUAG